AGCAUUAAGCGGGACAUGGCCUUCACAUUUCAUUCUGAGGACUUAAAACGUGACUGUGGUAAAAAAACAACUCAUCAGCCUUUGUUCCCCUUGGCCAUGGAGGAAGAGGUGAAAACAGCAGACACCAAAAAACUCAGCCGAGUCCUUGACCAUGACAAAGAAAACACUCGCUCCGUCUGUCUCCUUGAGCAAAAACGAAAAGUUGUUUCUUCAAAUAUUGAUGUUCCUCCAGCAAGGAAAUCUUCAGAAGAACUGGAUAUGGACAAAGUAACAGCAGCGAUGGUAUUAACCAGCUUGUCUACCAGCCCGUUAGUUCGAAGUCCUCCUGUGCGGCCGAAUGAGGGCCUCAGCGGAUCCUGGAAGGAAGGAGGAUGCGUGCCUUCCAGCAGCAGCAGCAGCGGCUACUGGAGCUGGAGUGCCCCCAGCGACCAGUCCAACCCGUCCACGCCUUCGCCACCACUCUCGGCCGACAGCUUCAAACCCUUCCGCACCCAGGCUCCGCCAGAUGAUGGCAUCGAUGAGUCAGAGGCCAGCAACCUCCUGUUUGAUGAGCCCAUUCCCAGGAAACGAAAGAAUUCCAUGAAAGUGAUGUUCAAAUGUCUUUGGAAAAACUGUGGGAAGGUGCUGAGCACUGCGGCCGGAAUCCAGAAGCACAUCCGGACCAUUCAUCUGGGGCGCGUCGGGGACUCUGACUACAGUGAUGGGGAAGAGGACUUCUACUACACAGAGAUCAAGCUCAACACUGACUCGGUGGCAGAUGGACUGGGCAGCCCAGCCCCAGCGUCCCCCUCGCAGUCCUUGGCUUCGCCUCCUAUCUUCCCCAUCCCGGAUUCAAGCCGAGCGGAAACUCCUUGUGCCAAAACGGAGACUAAACUGAUGACGCCCCUGAGCCGCUCUGCUCCCACCACCCUCUACCUCGUGCACACCGACCAUGCUUACCAGGCCACGCCCCCGGUGACCAUCCCGGGGUCGGCCAAGUUCACUCCCAAUGGGAGCAGCUUCAGCAUCUCCUGGCAGUCCCCUCCGGUCACCUUCACCGGCAUCCCAGUCUCACCAACACACAACAACCUGCUGGGUGCAGGAGAACAAAGACAGCACACUCACACGGUCCUGUCCUCUCCACCCAGAGGAACCAUCAGCCUAAGAAAGCCCAGAGGAGAGGGCAAAAAGUGCCGGAAGGUAUACGGCAUGGAGAACCGGGAUAUGUGGUGCACGGCCUGCCGCUGGAAGAAAGCCUGCCAGAGGUUCAUCGACUGA
Elephantulus edwardii (Cape elephant shrew) is the source of this 1257-nucleotide messenger RNA. RefSeq names its product zinc finger protein 704 (gene ZNF704). Gene Ontology annotation, biological process: regulation of transcription by RNA polymerase II. Bases 16 to 1257 code for a protein of 413 amino acids. Gene Ontology annotation, cellular component: nucleus. The record is from RefSeq and is a predicted model, not a curated record. Gene Ontology annotation, molecular function: RNA polymerase II cis-regulatory region sequence-specific DNA binding; DNA-binding transcription factor activity. The transcript is spliced from 8 exons. NCBI's taxonomy places the organism in Eukaryota, Metazoa, Chordata, Mammalia, Macroscelidea, Macroscelididae.